GACGUCCUUAGUUCCCGAAAUUGUUUCAAAAUGGCGGAUGGCGUACAGUCUCGAGUGGCAGGAGGUGGCUUUUGGAGCCAGCCACAAGUUCAAUACAGCAAACAAACUCACGAUUUGCUGAAAGGUAUGAUGAAAGAAUCAAAACUUACAAAUUUUCAACAAAGGCAUCUAGAGAAAACAUUGAGAGGUGGUGGGUCGCUUCCAGCUAAUUGUCCUCCCACACACAGUGCCCAGAGGAAAAAAGCACCAGUUUCUGCUCCUGCUCCCAGUAAAGUGCUCAAUCCAAGAAAUUACAAAACUACUAUAAGAACAAAAGAACAAAUGGAAAAUAUGGGAGCUUUUGAAAAACCAGACUACAGACCAGCAUACAAUAAAUAUGUAUCUAAAGCAAAGGAGAAGAUCAGACUAGCCAAUAUUAUGGAAUUUGGUACAGAUAUCCCACCUGUUAAUAAAAAGAAACAGGUUAUAGUCAGAGAACCAGAACCAGAGGUGGACAGAUUUGAGGAAUUACAAAGUGAGAUUGAAGAGAGAAGGUCUUUCCUCAGAGAAAUGGAAGGUUUGGGCAAAGGUGCUCAGUUCAGGCCAAUCAUAGCAACUGAAAUAUCACAGCUUAUUCGAGAAAUGGAGGUGAUAGACAAUAAGAAAUCAGCAGAACUGGAGAGACUGAUAGAGGCAGAGAACAGACGAGCAUCAAAGGAGACAUCCUGAUUAAGUGAUGACCCUGAGAUAAAUAUCUACUCUCAUCUACUGCACAAGGACAAUAGUCACAUUUGGGAAGGUUAUAAACAUUCUACAUUUGUGACUCAGAGAUUCUGCAGAGCUUCAGAUCAUAUAU
This is a messenger RNA of Ylistrum balloti, 835 nucleotides long. RefSeq names its product UPF0193 protein EVG1 homolog. The transcript is spliced from 7 exons. Bases 31 to 708 code for a protein of 225 amino acids. NCBI's taxonomy places the organism in Eukaryota, Metazoa, Mollusca, Bivalvia, Pectinida, Pectinidae. The record is from RefSeq and is a predicted model, not a curated record.